Messenger RNA from Sycon ciliatum, 4183 nucleotides. RefSeq lists its product as uncharacterized. The transcript has 2 exons. The record is from RefSeq and is a predicted model, not a curated record. Gene Ontology annotation, molecular function: metal ion binding. Lineage: Eukaryota; Metazoa; Porifera; Calcarea; Leucosolenida; Sycettidae. The coding region runs from base 241 to 3321 and encodes 1026 amino acids.
CAUGGAUGCAUGGUGCAAUUUUUUUGUGGCAGGUAUUUGGUGCUUCUUUGAGCCAAGCGUAGACUAGUUGAGGUAGAAGUAGACGUAGCGGGAGCUCUGCAGGUAAUAGGCGACUUUCUGUCUCAUAGUUGACUACACGAGCUGGCUGCUGCUUUGUUUCGUUCGUGCAGAACUGCUCUCACGACAUCAGCCAAGCAAAAGGUUACAUCUAGGAACUCCUUGCAGUUUUCACCAUUUAGAAUGAGCAGUCAGUUUGAGAAGGUGAACUCGACGGACUUAGACCCCGGAGUUCGGGUGAGUAAAUAUCGAUCACCACGCACUGGCUUGACAGUAUGCGUUGCUGAUGUUCCUGGCCCAGUUGUCAAUGGAUUCUUUUGUUUGGCCACUGAAGCUCAUGAUGAUGAUGGCUUGCCGCAUACAUUAGAACACUUAGUGUUCCUGGGCAGUGAGAAGUACCCGUACAAAGGUGUGUUGGACUUGCUGGCUAACCGGUGCUUUGCCCGUGGCACAAAUGCGUGGACUGAUGUGGAUUAUACAUGUUACACGUUGACGACAGCUGGCAGUGAAGGGUUCCUUCAGAUCCUUCCUGCGUACCUGGACCACAUUCUCUACCCGACACUAACGGAUGAAGGCUACGUCACCGAAGUGCACCACAUCACUGGCAGCGCUGAAGAUGCAGGUGUGGUGUACUGUGAAAUGCAGGCACGUGAGAACACAAUGAACGAUCUGACUGCACGGGCUAUGCUGCGUGCCAUGUACCCAGGUCACUGCGGUUACAAGUCAGAGACGGGUGGCAUCCUAGAGAACUUACGUGUCAGCACAUCAAACAAGAAAGUACGUGACUACCACCACGAAUUCUAUCGUCCAGAGAACCUGUGCAUCAUUGUGACUGGGCAUGUGGAGGUGGAGGCGCUCUUUGCUGCCAUUCAACCAUUUGAGGAUAGGAUCUUGUCGAAGGGAGAGCGUGGUUCGUUCCAGCGUCCCUGGCAGACACCGGUACCUGCACUUGAAAAGAGUGUGACACGGAAAGUUCCCUUUCCAUCCGAUGAUGUGUCCUCCGGUACGGUGACAGUGUCGUGGAGGGGGCCCAGCGCCUCCGAUCAACGCACUCUAGUGGCAUUGCAAACCCUGUGGGAGUACUUGACCGACUCUCCUGUUGCACCGCUCCAGCGUGACCUGGUGGAGAUUGAUGAGCCGUUUGCAUCUUCGCUGGAUUUCAGCCUGACUGAGAAUGCGGAAACCUGUAUGACCGUGUCCGCGGAGAAUGUACCAACGGAGCAGUUAGGUGAAGUCUAUGAUCUGAUCAUGAAAGUCCUGGAUGGGAUUUCAUGUGGCCGUGAGGAAAUGGAUAUGUCACGUAUCGGCUCGCUAAUCAACCGCAGUUGUCUUGACAUGCUCGACAAGCUGGAGGACAGUCCACACAACACUCUCGCAGACAACUUCAUUGGCGACUUUCUCUAUGGCCAAGCAGCCGGGGACUUCACCCAGCGAAUGGAGCUUGUUGCCACCUUGAAGUCUCUUCAGGGUGAAACCUGUCAGUUCUGGCAGGCUUUGCUGAAGAAGUUCGUCAUUGGCACUCCGUAUGUGUUGGUGAUCGGUGAACCUAGUGCACAGCUGGCUGCUCAGUUAGCAGAAGAAGAAGAAACUCGAGUAGCUGCACAGCAUACCACUAUUGGUGAGGAUGGCCUGGGUGCAUUGCAAUCUGCACUCGAUGCUGCAAAGGCCAAGAAUGAUGUAGAAGCACCGCAGAGCAUGCUUUCAUCGCUGUCAAUCCCAUCAAUCAACUCCAUCUCCUUCCACAGUGUAUCCAUCAGCACUAAUAAUCCACGUCGUCAACUCGCCACCUCACCUGCCUGGGACCUGGCAUCCCUUCCACUGGUCAUGGAGGUUGAUAACAUCAGGACAUCGUUUGUUGAAGUCGUUGCCGUGCUGGAUACAGCGUGUCUCUCUGAUGAGCAGCGUCUGUAUCUACCGCUCUACCUGGAGGUCCUAUUUGAGUCGCCCGUGGUACGCAAUGGAAAGGUCAUUGAUUACGAGCAGGUGAUCACUGAGUUGGAACGGGAUCUGCUCAACCAAGGUGCUGCUCUUGGUUUCUACUGUGGCUCGGCGUUCCGCUGUGGCUCGUUUGGUGAGCUUGCUGUUGUCUCAGUCAAGACAGAGAUGAGCAAGUAUGCGAUUGCUGUACGCUGGCUUGAAGAGCUGCUUUAUGCUGUCAAGUUCACCAAGUCGCGAGUGCGCUCAGUGGCCAAGAAGAUGAAGAAGGAGAUUACGGAGCAGUUACGAAGUGGUGGCAGGGUUGCUAAAGUCUUAGCCCGUCAUAUCAACUUCCAGUCUCGCAGCAAUCACAUCAAUUCCAGCAUGCUUAGCCAGCGUGCCUUCCUCAUCUCUCUGCUUCGCCGACUGGACAGUGAAGCUGUAGUGGUCUGUUCAGAGCUGGACCAGCUUCGCUGCUUACUGGCUCGUCCAAGUAACACCGUUGUCCGGGUUGUCACCAAUGUGCAAAAACUGCAAGAAGUCUGUCCUGAUCCGCUCGAGCCAUGGCGCAGUUUCAUCGCCAGUUCCAGUUCUUCCAGCAGCCCAGCGCCGACUGCACCUCCAUCGCCACCACCAGUCGUUAUGCAGUCGGCCGCGUUCGUUCAGCCGUAUGGCACACCUGUAUCUGCUAGCCAAGUCUUCAGCAACCCUAAUGUUAUCUUAGGACUCAAGUCGGAGGAGUCAUCGUAUCUUGUGCAGACCUGCCCUGGCAUCACUGGAUUUGACAACGCGGAUACCAUGGCUCUGCAGGUGUUUGUUGAGUACCUUAUUGCCAUGGAGGGUCCUAUGUGGCGCUUGCUACGCGGUGCUGGCCUCAGCUACGACUACAAUGUCACAAACGCCUCCGAGUCAGGCUUGCUGUACUUCAGCCUGAGCAAGUGCACUAACCUGCUUGCUGCAUAUAAAGAGGGCAGACGCCUUCUACUGUCCUACGCCGAUGGUGAGGCUGAGUUUGAGAGUGUGAAGGUCGAGGCGGCCAUUAGCAGUGUGGUCUUUUCCUUGAUUCAAGAUGAAGAAGGCGUGUUUGACGCUGCUGAGCAAGCCUUCAUCAACUACUACCGCCAGGUACCUGUUGACUUCCAGCGUCGCCAGUUGCAACAGGUCGUCCAAGUCACCCAGGCUGACAUGAGACGAGUUGCUGCCAAGUACUUCAAGCCUCUCUUUGAGCCGGCUACGUCUCGCUGUGUUAUUUGCUGCAAUUCGAGCAAAGUGGAGGAGAUCACGACCGGUCUCUCUGAGUUCGGAGUCAAUCUGGUGAGCCUGCCUGGUACUGACAAACUGGUAUAGAGAGAGAGAGAGAGAGAUGUCUCGUGACGUAGUACUAGCAGAGCGCCAUGCUGCGUUUGUUAUGUAUAAUAUUGGUCCCCUUCACGUUGCCUUUGCCUUUAUGUAUUUUCUGGUUCAAAGUAUGCCUUUUGUUUGCAUCCUUUGGUUAGUGCAACUUACCUGUAUUGUACAUGUAAGUGUGGUAUUAUGCAAGCCUUCAAACCUUUACAAGUAUGCAGUGUGUGUGUGUGUGUGUGUGUGUGUGUGUGUGUGUGUGUGUGUGUGUGUGUGUGUGUGUGUGUGUGUGUGUGUGUGUGUGUGUGUGUGUGUUGUGUGUGUGUAUAGUGUGUGUAUAGUGUGUGUAUAGUGUGUGUAUAGUGUGUGUAUAGUGCUGGUCAUGGUGAUACCUUCAAUAAUGUUCUACUCAGAGAGAAUUUCAUUCUAUAUUGGGUUAAAACUCUUUCUUUGUUGGGUUUUUUUAUAAUCUUAGUAUACUUAACAAAGUAUGGUGCCUAACAGCCCUCAUGUGUUUCAACUUUGGUUUAGUCAGGCAUUUUGUUAGUAGAUUGUAGAGAAAACCUUCUUGGCAAAACUUCCCUUGUGUUCAGCCUACUUUCUACGUUUUGGCGGCUGUGCGCUUUCCCUAUCAUGUUGCCUUUGCAAUGAUCCAUUCCUAUUUUGCAAAGUUACGGAAUGAUAUUUGCCCAAGAUUUUCAUUGUGUGCCUUUGUGUAUUUUCCAAAGUUAGUAAUGUAACAUUGUGUUGCUGUUGAUCAUUGAUACCGCAGUGUCACCUUUACUGGUUUUCCUGUGCUGUUUUUGUGCACAUUCUACUCUAGCCGGAUACAGCUGUACUGUACAUAGAGCGGAGCCUCCAGCAUGUA